UCGCCCCCACUUCCGCUAGCUUGACUCUGGUAUACUUUUCGUUUCGCAGGGAGGAGUCAGACAUCAUUAGUUUCUUUAUUAAAGUGACACCUUUAUUGAAUUAUCGGUAAUUCCACGACAUGUAUUGCGCCGUGGAUCCAUAAUGUAGCCGAUGCACGUUGUCGACGCGAAGCUAUCGAUUAGAAAUCGGAUAAUUUUCGGUAAAAGAUCGUAAGGGAAACAGGAAGGCGGAACAAGAUCACUGAAUCCCAGUCGAAGUCCGAACGAAAAUACCCAAAGAGUGUCCAUAACAACAACAACAACAACAACAACAACAACUCUGCACUGGUUGUUUUCGACAACCUUUUGACUCGCUUCCAUUUAAAUAAUUCACCAGAAGCAUUCAAACAAAUCGCCCGGUCCCGCAGUGCAUGCGACCAUGUCCCUGGCCCUGAAACAAGUCUUCAACAAAGACAGGACAUUCCGGCCCAAGCGCAAGUUCGAGCCCGGGACGCAGCGCUUCGAGCUGCACAAGAAGGCCCAGGCGUCCCUGAACGCGGGGCUCGACCUGAAGCAGGCCGUGCAGCUGCCCCACGGCGAGGACCUCAACGACUGGGUGGCCGUCCACGUCGUCGACUUCUUCAACCGCAUCAACCUCAUCUACGGGACCAUCAGCGACUCCUGCACCGACCAGACCUGCCCCGUCAUGUCCGGAGGGCCCAAGUACGAAUACCGCUGGCAAGACGAGCACAAGUACAAGAGGCCGACCGCCCUGUCGGCGCCCAAGUACAUGAGCCUGCUCAUGGACUGGAUCGAGGUACAAAUCAACAAUGAGAACAUCUUCCCCACUAACGUCGGUACUCCCUUCCCUAAGACCUUCAUGCAGGUGGCUAAGAAGAUUUUGUCUCGCCUGUUCCGGGUGUUCGUCCACGUCUACAUCCACCACUUCGACCGCGUGAGCCAGAUGGGGGCCGAGGCUCACGUCAACACCUGCUACAAGCAUUUCUAUUACUUCGUCACCGAGUUCAACCUCACGGACCACAAAGAGCUGGAGCCUCUGAAAGAAAUGACGUCUCGGAUGUGCCACUGAGGGACCCCGCGGACAAUCUCAUCCGUCCAUCUCCAAGACUGCAACGAGCGUGAAAAAAAAAAGAAAAGAAAAGCAGAGCAAACAGAUUCAGAGUCUAUUUUUAUAUUUAAGUACUGUAAUCUAUUUUAGCCGCAUACUGUAGGUUUUUAAACCUGAGGUCACGUGAGGCGUUGUGUUCCUUUAAAAAAAAAAAAAAAAAGAUUCAGACAUUUUAUCAGAGCACAGUAUUAAGAGGAGUAAAGGUUUUGUUUUUGAUGUUUUUUUUCUUUUUUUUGCUAUUUUAUUUGAAUCUCUGAAGUCAUUCCAGGACCAGCUUUCUUUCUGUUUAAAAAAAAAUGAUCUAAAGUUAGUACGAUUUCCUACUGUACCUCUAUAAAAUUACCAUGUCGUUACAUUAAAGUGAUUCUCUACUCUUAA
Molecule: messenger RNA, 1486 nt
Organism: Mugil cephalus (flathead mullet)
Lineage: Eukaryota; Metazoa; Chordata; Actinopteri; Mugiliformes; Mugilidae
Gene: mob3a
Product: MOB kinase activator 3A
Exons: 4
Coding region: 419-1069 (216 amino acids)
Biological process (GO): positive regulation of protein phosphorylation; signal transduction
Cellular component (GO): cytoplasm; nucleus
Molecular function (GO): protein kinase activator activity
Source: RefSeq, a predicted model, not a curated record